Molecule: messenger RNA, 7621 nt
Organism: Teleopsis dalmanni
Lineage: Eukaryota; Metazoa; Arthropoda; Insecta; Diptera; Diopsidae
Gene: Prp8
Product: pre-mRNA-processing-splicing factor 8
Exons: 17
Coding region: 178-7377 (2399 amino acids)
Biological process (GO): mRNA splicing, via spliceosome; spliceosomal tri-snRNP complex assembly
Cellular component (GO): catalytic step 2 spliceosome; U5 snRNP
Molecular function (GO): U6 snRNA binding; U1 snRNA binding; protein binding
Source: RefSeq, a predicted model, not a curated record
AAAUGUCUGGUUUAUUACCGUAUUGAAAACGUUUUCACGCCGCUCAAUAAAAUCUUUUGCUUAAGGUUGUAAAAUCGAAUAAUCUUAUAUUUUUAAUAACAAAAAAGUUGAUAAUUAUAAUAACGACAUAUUAAAGGUACAAUUUCAUAUAGAACUUACAUCUUAAAAUAGGUAGCAAUGUCGCUACCACCAUAUAUGAUACCGCCCAAUCCAUGGGCGGCACAACUAAUGGCACAGCAGCAAGCGCAAGCAUACGCUGUGGCUGCACAAGCUCAGCAGGCCCAAUUGCACGCACAACAAAUGGCUAAUCAAAUACAACAAAUACCGCCUCCUGGUGCACCGCUUUCUGCAUCUCUUAGCAAUGGUAUACAAACAUCUGUAAAUAGUGGUAAUUCGCAACCACAGUUAGGCCAGGUGCCUAUUCCAAAACCAGAAAUAAUUACCGAAGAGAAAUUACAGGAAAAAUCUCUAAAAUGGCAUCAAUUGCAAUCAAAACGUUUUGCAGAAAAACGAAAAUUUGGUUUUGUUGAUGCGCAGAAAGAAGAUAUGCCUCCAGAGCAUAUACGAAAAAUUAUUCGUGAUCAUGGUGAUAUGACAUCAAGAAAAUAUCGUCACGAUAAGCGUGUUUAUUUAGGUGCACUAAAAUACAUGCCUCAUGCAGUGUUAAAACUUCUAGAGAAUAUGCCUAUGCCUUGGGAGCAGAUACGUGAUGUACAGGUAUUAUAUCAUAUAACAGGUGCUAUAACUUUUGUUAAUGAAAUACCUUGGGUAGUUGAACCUAUUUACAUUGCGCAAUGGGGCACAAUGUGGAUAAUGAUGAGGCGUGAAAAGCGUGAUCGAAGACACUUCAAACGCAUGCGUUUUCCACCUUUCGAUGAUGAAGAACCACCACUGGAUUAUGCUGAUAACGUUUUAGAUGUUGAACCAUUGGAAGCUAUUCAAAUUGAUUUGGAUUCAGAAGAAGACGGAGCAGUAUACAAAUGGUUCUAUGAACAUAAGCCAUUAAUUGGUUCUCCUUAUGUAAAUGGUACUACUUAUCGAAAAUGGAAUCUAACGUUACCACAAUUAGCCACAUUAUAUCGUUUAGCAAAUCAGUUGUUGACUGAUUUAGUUGACGAUAACUUCUUUUACCUUUUUGAUCCUAAAAGUUUCUUUACUGCAAAAGCGUUAAAUAUGGCUAUACCUGGAGGUCCCAAAUUUGAACCCCUUAUUAAGGAUCAUAACGUUGGUGAUGAAGAUUGGAAUGAAUUUAAUGACAUCAACAAAGUCAUUAUACGACAGCCUAUACGUACGGAAUAUCGUAUUGCGUUUCCAUAUUUAUACAACAACAUGCCGCACUUUGUGCAUCUCUCUUGGUAUCACACACCGAAUGUGGUUUAUAUCAAAACUGAAGAUCCUGACUUGCCAGCAUUUUAUUUCGAUCCCUUGAUUAAUCCAAUAUCACAUCGUCAUGCCACUGUUAAAGUACAAGAACCGCUACCAGAUGACGACGAAGAUUUUUCUUUGCCUGAAGAUUUGCAGCCAUUUUUACAGGACACGCCACUAUAUACUGAUAAUACUGCAAAUGGUAUAGCGUUACUUUGGGCACCGCGGCCCUUCAAUUUACGCUCCGGUCGAUCAAGACGUGCUAUUGAUAUACCUUUAGUUAAAAGUUGGUAUAAAGAACAUUGUCCACCUGGACAUCCAGUAAAAGUCCGCGUUAGUUAUCAAAAACUAUUAAAGUAUUAUGUUUUAAAUGCUUUAAAACAUCGUAAACCGAAACCGCAAAAGAAAAGAUAUUUAUUCCGUUCCUUUAAAGCUACAAAGUUUUUCCAAACAACCACUUUGGAUUGGGUUGAGGCAGGAUUGCAAGUGUGUCGCCAAGGUUAUAAUAUGUUAAAUUUAUUAAUACAUCGUAAAAACUUAAAUUAUUUGCAUUUGGAUUAUAAUUUUAAUUUAAAGCCCGUUAAGACAUUAACCACAAAAGAACGUAAGAAGUCUCGUUUUGGCAAUGCUUUUCAUUUGUGUCGUGAAAUUUUGCGUUUAACGAAGCUCAUUAUUGAUUCACACGUACAAUACCGCCUCAACAAUGUUGACGCCUUUCAAUUAGCUGAUGGCUUACAAUAUAUAUUUGCACAUGUGGGCCAACUUACAGGAAUGUAUCGGUACAAAUACAAACUUAUGCGACAAAUCCGCAUGUGCAAGGAUUUAAAACAUCUUAUUUAUUAUCGUUUUAAUACGGGUCCUGUUGGCAAAGGUCCUGGUUGCGGAUUUUGGGCACCGGGUUGGCGUGUAUGGCUCUUUUUCAUGCGUGGAAUCACGCCUCUACUUGAACGUUGGUUAGGAAAUUUACUUUCCCGACAAUUUGAAGGACGUCACUCUAAAGGCGUAGCCAAAACUGUUACCAAGCAACGCGUAGAAUCGCAUUUCGACUUGGAGUUAAGAGCAUCUGUUAUGCACGAUAUUGUAGAUAUGAUGCCAGAAGGUAUUAAGCAGAACAAAGCGCGUACUAUAUUGCAACACUUAUCAGAAGCUUGGCGUUGUUGGAAGGCCAAUAUACCAUGGAAAGUACCGGGGUUGCCAAUACCAAUUGAAAAUAUGAUUUUACGUUAUGUUAAAAUGAAAGCUGAUUGGUGGACAAAUACAGCCCAUUACAAUCGUGAACGUAUUAGACGAGGUGCGACUGUAGAUAAAACAGUUUGUAAAAAAAAUUUGGGGCGCCUGACACGUUUAUAUCUUAAAGCUGAACAAGAACGCCAACAUAAUUACCUAAAAGAUGGACCGUACAUAUCACCUGAGGAAGCUGUAGCUAUAUAUACAACAACAGUUCAUUGGUUGGAGUCACGUCGUUUCGCACCCAUACCAUUCCCACCACUUUCAUAUAAGCAUGACACAAAACUGCUAAUCUUAGCACUUGAACGCUUAAAAGAAGCUUAUAGCGUUAAAUCGCGUCUUAAUCAAAGUCAACGUGAAGAAUUAGGACUUAUUGAGCAAGCUUACGAUAAUCCACAUGAAGCUCUAUCUCGUAUUAAGCGUCAUUUACUUACACAACGUGCAUUUAAAGAGGUUGGUAUCGAAUUCAUGGACUUAUAUAGCCAUUUAAUACCGGUUUAUGAUGUGGAACCUUUAGAGAAAAUAACUGAUGCUUAUCUAGAUCAGUAUCUGUGGUACGAAGCAGAUAAACGUCGUUUAUUCCCACCAUGGAUCAAACCUAGUGAUACCGAACCUCCACCAUUGUUAGCUUAUAAAUGGUGCCAAGGAAUCAACAAUCUUCAAGAGGUUUGGGAUGUUAAUGAGGGCGAAUGCAAUGUUCUUCUAGAAUCACGCUUCGAAAAACUUUAUGAGAAAAUUGACUUGACUUUACUUAAUCGUUUGUUACGUCUAAUUGUUGAUCAUAACAUUGCCGAUUAUAUGACAGCCAAAAACAAUGUUGUUAUUAAUUAUAAGGAUAUGAAUCAUACAAACAGUUAUGGCAUUAUACGCGGAUUACAAUUUUCAUCGUUUAUAACACAAUAUUAUGGUUUGGUGUUAGACUUGCUUGGUCUUGGCUUACACCGUGCAAGUGAAAUGGCUGGUCCGCCACAAAUGCCAAAUGAUUUUCUCACUUUUCAAGAUACUGUUACAGAAACAGCUCAUCCAAUUCGACUAUACUGUCGUUAUGUAGACCGUAUUCACCUUUUCUUCAGGUUUACAGCAGAAGAGGCACGUGAUUUGAUACAACGCUACUUAACUGAACACCCAGAUCCAAAUAAUGAGAAUAUUGUUGGUUACAAUAAUAAAAAAUGUUGGCCUCGCGAUGCACGAAUGCGUCUUAUGAAACAUGACGUUAAUCUUGGACGUGCAGUUUUCUGGGAUAUUAAAAAUCGACUUCCCCGUUCGGUUACUACAAUUAAUUGGGAAAAUACUUUUGUUUCAGUUUAUUCUAAAGAUAAUCCAAAUCUGCUUUUCAAUAUGAGCGGUUUCGAAUGCAGAAUUUUGCCAAAGUGUCGCACUCAAAAUGAGGAAUUCACACAUCGGGAUGGUGUUUGGAAUUUACAAAACGAAGUAACUAAAGAACGUACGGCACAAUGUUUCCUACGUGUUGAUGACGAAUCAUUAGGACGUUUUCACAAUCGUGUUCGUCAAAUUUUAAUGGCAUCUGGUUCCACGACAUUUACAAAAAUUGUAAACAAAUGGAAUACUGCAUUAAUAGGUCUAAUGACGUAUUUCCGUGAAGCGGUUGUAAAUACGCAAGAGCUUUUGGAUUUGCUUGUUAAAUGUGAAAACAAAAUUCAAACACGUAUAAAAAUUGGUCUUAAUUCGAAAAUGCCCUCGAGAUUUCCACCUGUUGUGUUUUAUACUCCCAAAGAGUUGGGUGGAUUAGGUAUGUUGAGUAUGGGUCACGUGCUUAUACCCCAGUCUGAUCUUAGAUGGUCCAAGCAAACAGAUGUGGGAAUAACACAUUUCCGUUCUGGUAUGUCUCAUGAUGAGGAUCAAUUAAUUCCGAAUUUGUAUCGUUACAUACAACCAUGGGAAAGUGAAUUUAUCGAUUCUCAACGCGUUUGGGCUGAAUACGCACUUAAACGACAAGAAGCAAAUGCACAAAACCGUCGUUUAACUUUAGAGGAUCUUGAAGACAGUUGGGACCGUGGCAUACCACGCAUUAAUACGCUUUUCCAAAAAGAUCGACAUACUCUAGCUUACGAUAAAGGUUGGCGUAUACGUACUGAAUUUAAACAAUAUCAAGUACUUAAACAAAAUCCUUUCUGGUGGACCCAUCAGCGCCAUGACGGAAAAUUGUGGAAUUUGAAUAAUUAUCGUACUGAUAUGAUACAAGCGCUAGGAGGCGUGGAAGGUAUAUUGGAACAUACACUCUUUAAGGGUACAUAUUUCCCAACAUGGGAAGGUUUAUUCUGGGAAAAGGCUUCUGGAUUUGAAGAAUCUAUGAAAUACAAAAAAUUGACUAAUGCACAACGUUCUGGUUUGAAUCAAAUUCCCAAUCGCCGUUUUACACUUUGGUGGUCGCCCACAAUCAACCGUGCUAAUGUCUAUGUCGGUUUUCAGGUACAACUGGAUUUAACUGGUAUUUUUAUGCACGGUAAAAUUCCCACAUUAAAAAUUUCGCUUAUUCAAAUAUUUCGUGCACAUUUAUGGCAAAAAAUUCAUGAAUCUAUUGUUAUGGAUUUGUGUCAGGUUUUUGAUCAAGAAUUAGAUGCACUUGAAAUUGAAACAGUACAAAAGGAAACAAUUCAUCCGCGUAAAUCGUAUAAAAUGAAUUCAUCAUGUGCGGAUAUUUUGCUUUUCCCAGCCUAUAAGUGGAAUGUUUCAAGACCUUCACUGCUAGCAGAUUCUAAAGAUACCAUGGAUAAUACAACCACACAAAAAUAUUGGCUGGAUAUACAGCUACGUUGGGGUGAUUAUGAUUCCCAUGACGUGGAACGGUAUGCACGUGCCAAAUUUCUUGACUAUACAACAGAUAAUAUGUCAAUUUAUCCAUCGCCUACAGGUGUACUAAUUGCCAUUGAUUUAGCAUAUAAUUUGCAUUCAGCUUAUGGCAAUUGGUUCCCAGGUUGUAAAACACUUAUACAACAAGCGAUGGCCAAAAUAAUGAAAGCGAAUCCAGCUUUGUAUGUACUACGUGAACGUAUACGCAAAGCAUUGCAAUUGUAUUCUUCAGAACCCACUGAACCUUAUUUGAGUUCACAAAAUUAUGGUGAACUCUUCUCAAACCAAAUUAUUUGGUUCGUUGAUGAUACAAAUGUAUACCGCGUAACUAUUCACAAGACGUUUGAAGGUAAUUUAACAACGAAACCCAUUAAUGGAGCAAUUUUCAUUUUUAAUCCACGUACGGGUCAACUGUUUUUGAAAAUUAUUCAUACAUCGGUAUGGGCUGGCCAAAAACGUUUAGGCCAGUUGGCAAAAUGGAAAACAGCUGAAGAAGUUGCUGCUUUGAUUCGUUCACUGCCCGUAGAAGAACAACCAAAGCAAAUUAUCGUGACACGUAAAGGCAUGUUGGAUCCACUUGAAGUUCAUUUAUUAGAUUUUCCGAAUAUUGUAAUUAAAGGUUCUGAACUUCAAUUACCAUUCCAGGCUUGUCUUAAAGUGGAGAAAUUCGGUGAUCUUAUACUUAAAGCUACUGAACCUCAAAUGGUUUUGUUCAAUUUAUAUGAUGAUUGGCUUAAAACCAUAUCCUCAUACACUGCUUUCAGUCGUUUAAUUUUGAUAUUGCGCGCACUUCAUGUUAAUACUGAACGUACGAAAAUCAUAUUAAAGCCAGACAAAACGACAAUAACCGAGGCACAUCAUAUUUGGCCAACGUUAACCGAUGAAGAAUGGAUAAAAGUUGAAGUUCAACUUAAAGAUUUAAUUCUUGCUGAUUACGGUAAAAAGAAUAAUGUUAACGUGGCCUCACUGACGCAAUCUGAAAUCCGUGAUAUAAUACUUGGUAUGGAAAUCAGCGCGCCCUCAGCCCAGCGUCAGCAAAUUGCUGAAAUUGAAAAACAAACAAAGGAACAAAACCAAUUGACUGCAACUACUACGAGAACGACGAAUAAACAUGGCGAUGAAAUUAUUACCUCAACUACAUCCAAUUAUGAAACGCAAACUUUCAGCUCCAAAACAGAAUGGCGCGUACGUGCUAUUUCAGCAACAAAUUUACACUUGCGUACGAAUCAUAUCUACGUGAGCUCAGAUGACAUUAAGGAAACUGGAUAUACGUAUAUAUUACCAAAGAACAUACUGAAAAAGUUUGUUACUAUAUCGGAUUUGCGUGCACAGAUUGCGGGAUAUUUGUAUGGCGUCAGUCCACCAGAUAAUCCUCAGGUAAAAGAAAUACGCUGCAUUGUCAUGCCACCACAAUGGGGUACGCACCAAACGAUCAAUCUGCCAAACACGUUACCAACCCAUCAAUACCUCAAAGAUAUGGAACCAUUAGGUUGGAUACAUACUCAACCAAAUGAAUUGCCACAAUUAUCACCGCAAGAUAUAACAACACAUGCUAAAAUUAUGCAAGAAAAUUCUACGUGGGACGGUGAAAAAACAAUUGUCAUCACUUGCUCAUUUACACCGGGUUCUUGUUCGCUAACAGCUUACAAACUAACACCUUCUGGUUUUGAGUGGGGCUCUAAAAACACCGACAAGGGCAACAAUCCCAAAGGUUAUUUACCGUCACAUUAUGAACGAGUACAAAUGUUGUUAUCAAACAAAUUUCUUGGGUUCUUUAUGGUGCCUGCACAGGGCAGCUGGAAUUAUAAUUUCAUGGGUGUACGUCAUGACGCAAAUAUGAAGUAUGAAUUACAAUUAGCAAAUCCAAAAGAAUUCUAUCAUGAAGUUCAUCGCCCAUCUCAUUUCCUCUUAUUCUCUAACUUAGAAGAUGGUGGUGAUGGUGCAGGCGCAGAUAGGGAGGAUGUAUAUGCUUAAGUAUUUAAUGUGUGUUUUAAUUUUUAAUUUGAAUUGAUGUGUUUUAUUUUCUUCUAAUAAAAAAGUCACUUUAAACUUAGAUUAAGAUUAUCAAAUUAGAAUAAGAAAUAGUUUAGUUUAUAAAUUUUAGGAUUCUGACAUUUUUUUGACAUUUAAUCAAAUAUUGCAGUCAAAUUAAAAAUGUAUUCAGUAAGCAUUUUAAAAAUCUGAUGUGUUAUAACAAAAACCCUACCAUUUUUGAAAU